Alternaria alternata is the source of this 810-nucleotide messenger RNA. RefSeq lists its product as hypothetical. The transcript has a single exon. Bases 194 to 718 code for a protein of 174 amino acids. The record is from RefSeq and is a predicted model, not a curated record. Lineage: Eukaryota; Fungi; Ascomycota; Dothideomycetes; Pleosporales; Pleosporaceae.
GUUCCGGAAAUUGCCUGUGGCAGAGCCUUUUCAUUAUUCGAAGCCUUGCCUUGAUGUUUGCAGCGCGACCUGCCGUAGGAUUCGCAACGGUUUCUGGAAGCUGUCUGGCACUGCGGUGCGUCGCCCUCGAUAGGUGAGUUGUCUUUCUGUAUCGCCGCGUCAUCAUGCCCUUCAUCAGGCAAGCCGCGCCUGGAUGAUCUUACUCGUGGCAAUCGUGUCGCCCGCGCGGAUGAUUCGAUCAAAAUAUCCGGUUUGUAGUGCCACUACCGCGGGGCGCGAUUCGGUCUCUGAGCAAGUGGCUGCAUGCGCCAAAGAGGCGGAGGUAUAUCAUGUUCUUCGCAGUAGGUUGUGCUUCGUUGUCAAUGUCAGGGCAGGAGCGUCGGUCCUUGUUCGUGUCCAUCCUUUGUUCUUUUUCCGGGGGUUGUCCGCUUCUCGAGGCGCCCCUGCAACCCCAUCGUUGGCGCGGUCUAGUGAAGCUAGAAGGCUUUACAGGCGUGACGGUACGUACAAAAAGCUUUGCCGCGUAGCCCAUGAGGACUUGUUAUCAUUGCCGGGACUGCGGGGUUCGCGACUCGGGGAUUCGACACGAGGUUUCGAUGAUUGUAGGCGUCUGGUUCUCUACCGCGGGGUAAUUCCAGAGCCGCAGAGCGAGUCAAUAGCGAGCUCAUGUCUGCGAGUGGUCAAUCUGCGUGAGGUGAACUUCUUCCUAGGCCGCUGAGCGCCUUACCAUGGGUCAUAGCUGUCGCCUUUCGUGGCGGCGGAAGCAGCUCUGGAGCGUUUCCUGAGCCCUUCUCCGCGGGGGCCUUCAAG